AUGGUGAUUGUGUCGCUGUUGACAUGCCACUGCCUGCAGGCAGAUGGCCCGGAGCGGAUGGUUUUUGGAGGUUUUCGAAGUGGUCUUGCCCUAUUCGACAUGGACAACGAUGGGGACCUUGACUGUGUGUCGACUGUAACAGAAGAUUUCGACGAGAGUGUGCCGAGCGUCACCUACGUAUGGCUUCUUAACGCCGUAAACGGACACAAAGCGAGAAAUAUAUCGUUCUAUGUCCGGGGUAGUGACACGCCUGGCGAGUUUUUGUUCAAGGACAAAAAUGCUGACGGACCUCUUCAAAGUGGCACGUACCUAUACUCGGACUACAAGGACUGCCUCAUUUUGGAAAUGCCUUACGGAAGCUCGCAAGAAUGCAUGAUGUGGAUAUCUUGGGAAGUCAAGGACCAGCCCCCGCAGGAUUGCACUGAUCAGUAUCAGGACAAGUGCGAAAUCGGAAAACUCGCUUUCGACGAUGCCACCUGCAGUCCAUUUUUUUCUUAA
Dermacentor albipictus is the source of this 498-nucleotide messenger RNA. RefSeq lists its product as uncharacterized. Gene Ontology annotation, biological process: symbiont-mediated perturbation of host defenses. Lineage: Eukaryota; Metazoa; Arthropoda; Arachnida; Ixodida; Ixodidae. The record is from RefSeq and is a predicted model, not a curated record. Gene Ontology annotation, molecular function: amine binding.